Messenger RNA from Tigriopus californicus, 2822 nucleotides. Its product is annotated as matrix metalloproteinase-2-like. The record is from RefSeq and is a predicted model, not a curated record. The transcript has 2 exons. Lineage: Eukaryota; Metazoa; Arthropoda; Copepoda; Harpacticoida; Harpacticidae. The coding region runs from base 523 to 2412 and encodes 629 amino acids. Gene Ontology annotation, cellular component: extracellular matrix. Gene Ontology annotation, biological process: collagen catabolic process; proteolysis; extracellular matrix organization. Gene Ontology annotation, molecular function: zinc ion binding; metalloendopeptidase activity.
CCUAUCGGAAUCGCAUGUUGUAUGGUCCGAGGUGGAAGUAGAAGAAAGACGACCGACUCAGUGAACAAAACCGACCAACCUCGCCCGCCAUGGGUUUACUAGCACAUACAUUCGUGUUUUAGUCGAGCAAGGCAAUUCAUGCGUUGCAGACACACUCAUAAAACAUGUGGAGAGCACCAGGCGUUGUUGGACAGUCCUGAAUAUGUUACGGACGAAUCGUAUCAUCAUGUUCAUCAAUAAACCCAACGAGGACGACAAUGCGGACGGUAUAGAAGUGAAUUUCUUGGAUAAAUAAACCUCGGUCGGCAAUGCAAUGAGCAUUUCCUCCAACAUGCAAGUGCCGUGUCUCCACUAUAUAUUAUGCAUCGGAAACGAGAAAGACGUAAGCUCCCCGCGAAGACUCUGGCUCUGAGGUCCGACCGUUUCGAAUCAUCAAUAACUCAUCGUAGCUACUGAAGGCAACCAAAGGCUCCAGGGGUGUGAAGAAGGGGUUGGUAAUUUAGUGAUAGUUUCCGCAGCGAUAUGGAGUCCUUCGCCUGGACAAGUGGUGUUGCUCACUUCAAGGGCUCCUCUGGUCCCAAUUUCUGCUCAAUAUUAUUUGGUCUAGUCAUAUUUCCUGGAGUGAUCUCCGCACCAACGUUCAACACCAACAACAACAACAACAUCGAUAACAGCAAGAGUAACGGCAUGGCCGAGUGGAGCUCAAAAUUCGCAACCCGAUCCAUAAAUCAUCGAACGAGGAGAGUGAGAGACACCAUCACGCAAAACGGGGUCUCAUAUCUUACCCAGUUUGGCUAUUUGCCCCGCUCCGAGACGGAGUCACUCUUCACCGACCAACAAGUUCGUGAUGCAGUGAGAAAUCUCCAGUUUAUGGCAGGCCUCAAUGUCACGGGAGAACUGGAUCCGUUGACCUUAGGCUUAAUGAUGAGACCUCGUUGCGGUGUGCCAGAUGUUACGCACACGGGUUACAGAAACCGACGCAGUGUCAGAUCAAAGAGGUACAGUCUCCAGGGACAGCGAUGGUCUAGAACGAAUCUCACGUGGAACCUUCAAAAAGGACCAAGCUCAGACUUGGAUCCCAACUUGGCUCGCCGCGAAUUGAGUUACGCCUUGGAAAUCUGGGCCAGAGAAUCCAGUCUCACCUUCCAAGAGGUCAACCCCGAGGACACUCGAGCUGAUAUCAGUGUGUUCUUUCAUCGGGGGUUCCACGGAGAUGGCUAUCAGUUUGAUGGGCAAGGCUCUGUCCUGGCCCACGCCUUCUUUCCCGGAUCAGGUAGAGGUGGAGAUGUGCAUUUUGAUGACGAUGAGCGGUGGUCAGAGCUCCGCACCACUACUCAAGACUUCACAAGUUUGUUCGCUGUCGCUGCUCACGAGUUUGGCCACUCCCUGGGCUUGUCCCACUCAGGAGUGGAGGGCGCCCUUAUGUACCCAUGGUAUUCAGGCGUACCUGACGAUUACAGUUUGCCAGAAGACGACCGCAAAGCGGUUCAAAUUCUUUAUGGCAAAACGAAAUCUCAGUAUCCGGCUAACCCAGACAUCUCCAAUGAGAUACCCACACCCGGGCCCACCUUCCCCACCAACGGUAAAGAUCGAUCAAGAUCAGAAGGUCAAGAUGACGAGGAUGAUAUGACUCAUGGUAACAGUCCACCCCAUCGGGAUGACUCAUACAACAAAGACAUGGAGAACAAUGCCCCUGCUCGUUGUGGCACCGAUUUCGAUGCUGUAGCCAUUAUUCGAACCGAGAUGUGGGUCUUUAAAGGUCGCUACUUUUGGCGGAUACAUCGCGAGGGGGGAAUUCGAGAUGAUCCAACCGAGCUGACCUCGUUUUGGUAUGGCUUACCCACAAACAUCGAGAAGAUUGAUGCCGUAUAUGAGCGAACUGACCACAAAAUCGUGUUCUUCGUCGCCAACCAUUAUUACAUUCUUAAUGGGAAUUCUCAGUUGGAGGAGGGUCCUAUUCCUCUAACAAGAUUGGGGCUUCCAGCUGAACUGAAGAGAGUUGACGCCGCCUUCAUCUGGGGUUGGAAUGACAAAACGUACUUCUUCUCAGAUACCAUGUACUGGCGUUUUGACGAGGAGAUCCAUCACGUCGAACUGGACUACCCAAGAGACAUUUCCAUUUGGAAUGGCGUGCCCUAUCAAUUGGAUGCCGCCUUUCAAUUCACCAACGGCAAGACUUACUUCUUCAAAGGAGAGAGCUCUCUGGAGUUUGAUGAUCGCAAAAUGAGUGUGACGAGUCGCCAAGGGACUCGGAUCAGUGAAGACUGGAUGCAUUGUCCGAAAGAGAUCAAAGAUCCUUUCCAGUCAGGCGUGUCAGGAGGCUCUCAAAGAGCAACUUUUCAACCUCUCUUUUCUCACAAGAUGUGCCUUUGUUACCUGCUUCUCAUUCUUAUUCAUGCCAAUUUACAAUGAAACGUGGGUGAUUUUACCGUUCGGCUAAAAGGUCUCAACUACCCAGCAAACUUUACAUUUACACAUUAAAACGAACUCGCAAUUGUUAACAUACAGCAGCUAUCUAUUAAUAUGCCCCUGAUGAUUUGAUCUAUGUUAGUUCAUCGUACUAAAUCAAAAGUGUUGUUCCACUGCCAUAAAAUGGACUCUGGUUUGACAAACCUACAACUUGGGUCGAAUUUAGAUCCCAUUGUUUUUCGCUUUUUGACCUCUAUCUGUGAUUUAAAAAUUCAAAGCGGAAUAGAUAUCCUUGAGUAACCUCACGUCGAAUGAGCUACAUCAAAUGGGGGUUCAAGUUUUCAUUUUCGGUCUAAAACAAUUAACUAAGACCUCCCACGCAAUGUAUGGAAAAUAAACGGAUUUGUAAAUUA